UUUUGACACGACCCACGUGUUUAGGCAAUUUCUGGGUUUAUUUUAUUAAACACGUGUAAAUAUUUAGUUAUUUAAGUAAUAAGUUAAGUAAUUAAUCAAAAAUGGCGGAGUUGACGAGUAAGAUAUUUAAUUACAAGCAAGAAGAUUUUAUUUUUGAAAUAAAAGAACCUGGAGAAUCAGAAUUUGAUAGAUUGCUAAUUGAAAAAUGGAAACAUGCGGAGGAUAAUAAUAUUUUGAGGUAUAAAUUGGUGAUUAAUAAAGAAAAACGUCUUAGUGGGAAAUAUAAUUUUUUAAUGCAGUUAAACCUCGACCGAGCGCAAAAUCGUCGUACUCCAGAAAAUAUAACAUCAAUAAAGCAGCCAUUUGAUCCAACCCGUUUCAACUUCACAAAAAUUCCCGAAGAAGAAAUAAUAAUCGACUUAUCAAACGGCCAGGGUAACGACGUGAUAGCUGUAAAUAUAAGCCCGUUUGCCUACGGCCAUGUCUUAUUUCUAUCCGACCGCCUAAAAUGUUUGCCUCAAGUUUUGACCAAGCGAAGCUUGGCUCAAAUUAUCCAGCUAUUUCUUCUCAGCAAAUCUCCAUAUUUGCGAGCUGUUUUCAAUGGACUAUGCGCGUACGCAUCAGUGAACCACCUUCACUGGCAUUUUUAUUACCUGAAACAUGAAAUGUUACUUGAAGAAAUUGAGCUAGAAUGUCUGACAAAUCAAGUUUACAUUCUGAAAGACUACCCAGCUCGCGGAUUCUGCUUAAAACUUUCAUCAUUUCCUGACAAAAACUUGGAAAAUUUUGUGAAGAAGAUAUUUUUUAUCGUUGAAUGGCUGCAGAAUAAUGAAGUCGCUCACAAUAUUGCGAUAACUCGCGCUAAAUCUCCAGGACAAGCUUUUUAUGAUGACGUUAGAGUUUAUAUCUGGGCUACAAAAAUCAACACCGGGAUCAAAGACACCAGCGCAUUUGUUCCGGCUGUUUCUGAGUCUUUUGGACUUUUAUGUAUAAGAAACCAAGAAGCUUAUGAAACUUUAACAGAAGAAGAAGUUAUAAAGUGCCUAGAAGAAGUUACCGAGCCCUUUCACGCACUUUGUCCGAAAUUAAAAGCUCUUUUAAAUUAAAUAAGUGUCCCACCUGUCUUCUAUAUACAUAAAUAAAUAAUGUUAUAAGAGACAGAGCGCUAUAACCUCAAAAAUUUAGCGCGCAAUAAAAAUAAACUCCAAAAGAAAGUGCGGCGAUAAUUGUAAAUAAAUAAAUAAAUAAAUAAUUUAUGUAAAAUUU
Molecule: messenger RNA, 1266 nt
Organism: Cotesia glomerata
Lineage: Eukaryota; Metazoa; Arthropoda; Insecta; Hymenoptera; Braconidae
Product: GDP-D-glucose phosphorylase 1
Exons: 5
Coding region: 102-1106 (334 amino acids)
Biological process (GO): glucose metabolic process
Cellular component (GO): cytoplasm
Molecular function (GO): GDP-D-glucose phosphorylase activity
Source: RefSeq, a predicted model, not a curated record